Molecule: messenger RNA, 2496 nt
Organism: Tetrahymena thermophila SB210
Lineage: Eukaryota; Ciliophora; Oligohymenophorea; Hymenostomatida; Tetrahymenidae
Product: Serine/Threonine kinase
Exons: 7
Biological process (GO): protein phosphorylation; MAPK cascade
Molecular function (GO): MAP kinase kinase activity; ATP binding
Source: RefSeq, a predicted model, not a curated record
AUGUUUGUUGAUUAAGUUGAGAACAGGGAAAGUUAAAACUUUAAGGCUCCGAAGAUCAUUAAUAGCUACUCAUUCAAUAGCUUCAAAAAAUCUGGAGAAAGUUAAAGUCCUCUAGAUGUCUCUUAAGGCAUUCUGAAUUAAAAUUUGUUGUAGCAGUUUAAUCCAAAUCAGAUUUAACAAACUGUAAAAAUUAACAAAAGAACGAACUCAAAUUUAGGAAAUUCUGAAAACAAUUUGAAUUGCAUAAACUAAGAUGAUCCCUAUUCUUCUUCAAGAAGAGGUCCUCCUAAGAUUCAUUAUCACAAACUCCCUUCAGCCUUCAUGAAUCUGUAAGCAAAUCCACCAAAAAAGCUAAAACCAGCAGUUUUUUCUCAGAUGUCAUUGCCUAAACCAUAAGAAGAAGAUAUUUCUAAAAAAAUCGAUAACAUGGUAGACAUAUAAGAGUACAGAUAAAUUUAAAAUCUACUUUCUCCUUUGAAAAUAAGAGAGGGCAAAGUUGUUCACAAUAAACAAAAAAAACUAUUUUCGUUUCAUGAGCAAUCAAAUCCUAAUAAUGACUCAAAAAUAGGCACAACUUUAUCAACUCCACUUUAGCAAGGAGAUGCAUUACAAAAUUUAAUUAAAGGAUAAUAAAAUGGUGGGUUAUAAUAUCAAAUGGUUUCUAUUCCUCAAAUGAAUAAUAGAAAAUCUCUCAGUAAAGAAAAAUCAAAUAAUAAUCCUCUCAAUCCUUUGAGGGAAUAUAUUGACACAAUGCAAAAAUUUAAAGAUUAAUUCAAAGAAGUUCCAGAUUUACUUAUGGAUAAAAUUAACUAACUUAUACUUAAAAAUGAAAAACUUGGAUAAAUUGAUAAUUAAUAUCCACCAACGUUAACUCCUAUACCUUCUUCGAUGAAUUAAUAACAAAAUAACUAAGCCUCAGGCCCUUUAAUUUCAUCAAAAUUUAUUUAAUAAAAUGGUUUAAUACCUUCUAACUUUAGUAACCCUAGCUCUACUACAAGUAAUGGUUAAAUUUACAAUCAAAUUCACUCUGAAGCUCAUCUAAGAAAAGGAUUUUCAUCUAAGCCUAACAAAGAGUAAAAUCUACAUCAUACAGAUUCUAGCAACUAAAAUUUAAAUAAGAGUCAUUCUGUGUCUGUAGGCGGAUAGUCUUAUCCAGUUUUUAAAGUUAGACUAGAAGAAAUGAUAACUCUAAAUCUCUUAAAAAGUAAUAAAAACUCAGGAGCUAUAAAAAAAAUGCUUCAUGCUCCAACUUUGUCUAUUUUUGCUGUUAAAGAAUAGCCAAUAGCUACCAAAGACAUUAGAAAAAUUCUUAAAGAUUGGCUUCACUUUUGGCCAACAGUGCUAAACUCUAAUGAAUAAUUUAUUAGAGUUUAUGGAACUUGUUGGAAUGUACCAGAAGGCUGUGUGUCAAUAAUAAUGGAGCAUAUGAAUGGAAAUUCUCUUUAGGAUUUAUUAGAGAAUAUUGGAAAUUUAAAUGAAAGAGCAAUACAAGAAUUAACUAUGCAAGUAAUUUCUGCUCUUUACACUCUCCACAAUGAACACCACAUUUGUCAUGGUAGUAUUUCUCCAUCUCAAAUUCUCUUUAACAAACAAGGAUUUCUGAAGCUAUCCCUUGGAAUAACUAACAGAACACAAAAUAACUAGUCAGUUAGCAGCAGCAUUUUCAAUACAGUAAGCUAUAAUAAAAAUGAAAAAAAAAGCUUUUACGAUUAUCAAAGUAUGGCAAGUAUUUGGUAGAAAAGUAUGUUAGAACGAAAUGGAGAUAAAUCGAAAUAAGGUGACUUAUUAGAUAGAUAAGAUGAAAUUUUCAAAUUAGGUCUUUUAUUACUUGUCUCUGCUAUUGGAAAUCUUGAUCUUUUGGAUGAUCAGCUCUAUUUAUUCUUUGAGUAGGUUUAAAAAUAAGUUGAGCUUUCAAGUAAAAACAACGAUAACAAGUUCUGUUGUCUACUACAUGAUGAAGAAAAUAUCAUGCAAUCUAUUAGAAAAAAUGGUGCCAACUGCUUGAGUAUAAAUAUCCUAUUAAAGAAAUACUCUUCUAAUUUUAAGGAUUUUUUGUGUAAAUGCUUGUAAUAUAAUUACAGGUCUAGGCUGUCUAUAGAAGAACUGCUAAAGCAUCCUUUUGUUAAAUCAGAAUAGAAUCAAUCUCUUCCUUCACUUAGAGAAUUGAUUUCUGUUUCUAAUAAAAUAUCUUCUCACUCAGUACUACUUCCAGAAAAGUACCAAGCAGCAAGCGAAAAGCAAUUGGAAAGGGUUUGCGAAGGAAUAUAAAUGAUUUUACCUAACUGCUAAAUAUGGUUUAAAGUGCCCUAAUAUAUGGAAUUUGUGCAGCACUUGCCCUUAUUAGAUGCUUAAAAUCCCUUUAUACUUGCACUAGCUAACGAUUUAGGAAUUCAACCUAAAAAAGUGCAUCAGAAAAUAUAACAAACAUACGAAUAAAUACAAGUUUAUAACGAUUUCAAACACAAAUUUAUAUUUAAUCCAAACAAUAAUAAUUGA